This is a messenger RNA of Pomacea canaliculata, 2472 nucleotides long. Its product is annotated as transcription initiation protein SPT3 homolog. The record is from RefSeq and is a predicted model, not a curated record. The transcript has 13 exons. The coding region runs from base 269 to 1543 and encodes 424 amino acids. Gene Ontology annotation, molecular function: protein heterodimerization activity; transcription coactivator activity. NCBI's taxonomy places the organism in Eukaryota, Metazoa, Mollusca, Gastropoda, Architaenioglossa, Ampullariidae. Gene Ontology annotation, biological process: transcription by RNA polymerase II.
CAGCCUCCUUACUGGAGGAACGUUUGUUAGGCACAGGAAUAAAUAAAGACAACACUUCUCCUUUGUCAGUUAACAAGUCUAGGUUCAGUAGGGGUGGAAAAUAAACAUUAAAAAGAAACAGCUGCUCACUCAUUGUGAGCAUUAGAAAUUAUUGACUCCUGUUAAAAAGAAAAAAAUAAUUUCAUUUCGCGAAGCGAACUUGGAACGACGAACGGAAGAGGUUAACACAUCCUUACACGAAGGGGUCGGCGAGUGUAACGCCUUCAAUAUGUCGACGGCUGGCAAGGACAACAUCGGAACCAUUCAACAGUCUCUGACCACAACUACAACUACGACCAAUGCGGCUAGUGGUGGUGGUGGAGGAUCGGGGUCUCCUGCAGGGAGCAAAGCCAUUUCCACCACAAACUGGUUUACGACCGAGAUUCAGCAGAUGAUGUACGGCUUUGGGGACUGUCGCCGCUCGCUCCACGAGUCCGCUGUUUUGGUGGAAGAGAUUGUGCACCAGCAGAUGGCGUCACUGCUUUGUCAUGCAUCUGAUGUGGCUAUCAUGAGAGGCAGCCGCUUUGUGGGUAUGGAGGAUAUCUUGUUUCUCAUGAGGAAAGACAAGGUUAAACUUCGCCGGCUGCUGCGUUUCCUGGAGCUCAAAGACUUCAAGGUGGCCACCCUGAAAGGUGCAGGCUUGGAUGAGGAGGAUGCCAAUGAUCUAGGUGAUACAAAGCCUCAGAUGCUUAAAAGGCGCAGAAAAAUUUGUUAUGACUUCCUGGCAUCCAUUGAUCAGACAGGUGAGCUUCUGGCCCAGUUUGAUGAUCAGGGUAUCGAUAUGGUGAAACAUGAACGGCUUGUGAGAGCUGAGCUGAUGGCUCGAGGCAUGGAUCCACAGCAAUACAAAGAAUUCUGUGAAGCCAGACAAGCCAACUUCAGCCGUCGCUACAAAUCUCAGCGAUUCAAAGAUUGGCUGAUGGCAGGUGUGAAUGUUGACAUCAAGCCUAACCCACAAGCUCUGGAGGUCAUCAGUUACUUGGCCUAUGAGACUGUUGCACAGGUGGUAGAUCUGGCACUAGUGGUCAAGCAGGACAUGCGUGCUGUGGUCUCUGAUCCAUUGUCACGUUUUCUGGCACCUGUCCAACACAACUACCAUGACCUACAAUCCAGCAUGUUGUUUCCGUCUGCUACUCGACCUGCGCUGGGGGGCUUGGCAUCACCUGCUCGGAGCCCACCAACCACACCCACUCCUCCUGCAAGUGGACAGGCGAACCCUCCAACACCUGGGGCAAGCAGUAAUACUAGCAGCGGCUCCUCGGGUCAGUCAGGAGUGGGAUCCAGUCCUUCACAGCUUUCCAGCAACAACCUUAGUCGUGUUAACAAGAAGAAAAGGAAAAGGAGUGGACCACCAACCACCCUGGACACUUCAUGGAAUCAGGCCAUUUUGCCGUCAGAUAUCCGUGAGGCAAUGAGGCGGUAUUUUCAAGAUAUAGGCCCUUUUGCAUCCAUGACAAAAAUUCGCAAUCCCUUCAUUCCAAGAACUCGUCUGCUGUGUACCUGACCAGCUUGUGCCACUUCACAGUUUCAAGAAGGGGUUCCUAGUGUCCCAUGAGGAUGGCAACCAUUCUUGCAUUGGUUUUGCAACAACCAAGCCAGUGGUUUUGCACUUCCUGUAUGAGAUUUGCAACAGCCUCCUCAGGCAUUUGAAAGAAAUGCCUGUUUCUCCUUUCUGUAUUGGCAAGGAUGGGAAUAGGCACUUGCACACCCUGUACUUGGCAGCAUCGGUGUAUUUUGUUUAGCCUGACUGCUGAUGUUUUUGAUGUUGUGAUCCUGACAUGGAUGUUUACCUUAGAGCUGCCAUUGCCAUAGGUGUUAAUAAUGACUUUGCUUUUGCCAGGGCUGGUCUCCAUUUCAUAUGCAUUCACUUCCUGUCGUCUUUUGGUAAGGUCUUGCAGUUCACUGUUAGUGCCUCCAUCAGAUCGAUGUCAUAGAUUCCAUAUGAGUCUCCUGCUGAUGGAAAUAGAAGUAUAAUUGUGGUCAUAAAGGCUUUUCACAUGAUGGUCUCAACUGUGGUGGACAGCAAUGAUUUCCUUUGCUUACAAGAUUAUUAUUUUUAAGUUGAGAAUGACCAUUCAGAAAAAGAAACUAAUGCUUUUCACCAGAAUAAAUUCUCUAGAGUAAUAUCCCUAGAAGGGGAAAAAAAGAAACAAGCAAGUCUGUGUCUUCAAGUUCCAAGCCAAAAGAUUCAGAUGUCUUAUAGGCUACAGUCUUAUAAUGAAAAUGACAUCAUUGAAGAGGACAGUUGUGGUCUUGUGCUAUUAACAAAAAUAGGAGUCAUUAAAUAUUCUUUUAAGAUGCAAUUAUCGUGAAUUGUACUUAUUUGAUCAUUGUGUUUUGCUAGUAUAUUGUGUAAAUCCAUAAUGAAAGUGGUAACCUAAACAGUCAUGCACAAGGCAACACCAUGUGGAAUACAGUUGGUUUUCAGCUUUA